AUGAAAGCAUCGAUGGUCCCAUGAAGUGAACAAUAAGAUGGCAUAUUUUAUGGAAUUGUCCAAAGAAAAGCUAUGAGCAGCUUUCAAAUUAUUAUUAGAUGGAUAUAAAGAGAUGACUAUGAAACAUAAGAUCAAGUGCAAAUUGAGUGACAUCUAUGCUGGAGUAUUCACAGAAGAGGAUGGCUGGAGUUCUUUGAUUAUUCCAUUUACUUGUAUAAAUCUAAGCUCUAGUAUUCCUGCCUUAAUAGCCCCUGUUUGCCAUUUCUUCUGUAUCUGACUCUGGAACAGCUUUAUGCACUACAUUUUUCAACCAAAACUUGCUACGAUUUCCCCCCUAUUUUGAAAAUGAUAUCUUCUGGUUUCCUAUGCUUAUAUCCCAUCUCCCAGUAUCUUCUUUUUUGUUGGUUGAAUUUUGAUUAGAGAUUCAAUAACUUCACAUAGUGGGUUGAUGAAUAUUCUUUGUCCUACAGAAAAGUGGAGAGCUUCCGUUUUUAUAGUUGUGACCAAUUACUGUCUAGGCCUUCUAUAAAUGAGACGUUGCUGAAGUUGUUUGCAAGCAUAUCUAAAUUCUAAAGUACUCUCCAUUAGUUAUUUUGAUUAAGUCCAAUUAAUUGUGGCAUUUAAUGUAUAUUUCAUGAUGUUGAUAAACUUAUUGUGCACAAUUCAACUUAGUAGGUUGUUUAUCAAAUAUUCCUUUAUUCAUUUUUUAGAAAAUAAAUAGACCGAAAAAAUAUAGUAUUUUCUAGUGUAUAAUGUGUCGCUAGAAUUUGAUUCUCGAUACUGUAUCUAUGUCAUUAGUAUUCCCAUUCUCAAUAGCUCAGAGGUCGUAAUGACAGUAGCCUUUCAUAUGUAUCUUCCAGAAUUUUCCCACAAACUGAUUGUGCCAGAGACAGCCUCUUACUGAUUAUAUUAUUGUAGUUUUGACUCCUAAACUUACUCAAUGGUAUAUGAAUCAUGCAUUUGGCAUCUGCAAAUGUUGUUUUGAGGGAAUUUUAUUUUCUAACUGAAAUCAUACAUGGCUACUUAUUUUCUUUCUGUUCAGUUGCCUGUCCGAUCCUAUGUGACAGUGGAUGUCGAAUUUAGGAUCGUAUUUCUUGUGGCUGAUUCCUGGGCAAGCCUCUAUUUGGCUAGGGGUCUCAAUCUUAACGAGCUUUUGUCCAGUAAUUCUCAGUUGGAGAUUUUCAUUUUCGCAUGGAAAAGCUGGCUCUUAUGAAUUCAUAAUUUUCUUCUCUUCUGGAUUCUCACUUGAUCUUUUAGUUUAUGAGCAGGGGACAGAGUAUGGAGAUAUAUUUGACCAAAUGUUUCAGUACCCGAGAACUCCUGUAGAGUUCAAGCUACCAGACUGGUUGAUGAAAAAGAAAAUGGUGCCAUACACUUAUAUCAAGCGCAGUAUCCAGGGAAACGGGGAAAGAUGUCAGACUGCUAAGUCUCUCUGUUUAUGUUCUCUCUAGAUUCUCAUUAGGAAUGUGAAGGCAUUCGUCUUUGCUACCGUUGAACCAGAAAUGCACAGAUGAUCUGAACCCUUACGAUUAUUUUGCUUUCAUCGGUUUAUGGAUAUCAUCUAUUUUGAUAUAUGUGCGCUUCUUGCUUUUGUUGUUAUUUUUCUGUCUUUAUGUGAUAUAAUCGUAUAUGAUUAGUUUGAUCGUAUUGAUGCCGGUUACAAAUAUAUGGGCAUGAGCUCCUUUGUGAUUAUUCCAUUUUGGUCAUGUGGCAUACCAACAAGAAUAUAGAGAGUUCGAAUUUCUUUCAUUGGAAGUUCUCCCUCUUUUUCUUAACUCAGUCAAGAUGUCUACCUCUUCAAGAAGACAAAAAUGCGUGUAGACAACGAUGGCAUAUUCUGUUCGUGCAGUUCAUCACCAGGAUCAACUAUUUGUGGUAGAGAUUGUUUGUGUGGGUAAUGUUCAGCAUUUACCCUCUCCUGCUGCUCCCCAAUUUUUUAUUUAUUUCCUUUCAGAAAAUAACGUUUCUUCUUGGUCACUGGUUAUGACCAACAUUAUAAGAACUCGAUUUUAGUAGAUUUCCGUACUCUGUUGUUGCUUUGUUUCGGGUGUAGAGUUUACUGAGAACAUCAUGUUGUAAAAUCAAUUUUCUUGUUUUCUUUAACGUCUUAAUUUUUGACAGGGCUCUCUUGUCUAGUUGUUCCCAAAACUGUAAUUGUGGUGGUAAGUGUCUAAACAAACCAUUUCAGCACCGCCCUGUGAAGAAAAUGAAACUAGUUCAGGUAUAGGUAUAUUUUAAAUUUUAUUUACUGAAUUUCUCUUUCAUAUUUAUGUUAACCAUUAUGUUGUGCUAACUUUUACGUUGUUUCCAAAAUUAGUCACGUUCCACAGACACAGGUUAUGAAUUUUGGCAUUUUACUUUGUUGAAUGGAAAAUGGUUAAGUUAAAAAGAAUUGCACAAGCAGAUAAAGAUUUGAGGGAACUAGUGCAUUGUUGAUUUUCCGAAUUCAGGACAUACAAAAAUAAUGCAAGAUUAAUUGAGAAUUGGAAUCGCACAGUUUCUAAAUGUGAAAUACGAUGAAUCUCAUGUGUCUAGCGUGGCCACAGAAACCCUGAGCUGCAGUAUAUUCUCUUCUCAACACUUUACCUAUCUAUAGAACUUGUCACAUUCCUGGGGGAAGUUCCAUCCGCAAAUUUUCUUUGUUUAUGUUUUACUUAGGGAUUAAUAUUUUUAGCGAUCAUGUUUAAUGGAUUUUUGGAGAGUUUUAGGCAGGAGAAAACAAAGCCAAAAUAUGAUGAUCAAAUUCAUGAGAGUUGGUUUGAAUAUGCUGGUCUAACCAUAUCAUAUAGCUCACAUUCACGAUGAACUUAGGUGUCAUUUGGUGAAAGUUAGUCUCCAGAAUCCGGUGUAAAAUCAAGGUUUAUUCUUUUUAUUUCCUUAAUAAUCCAGAAUCUCAAGACUCAUCUAAUUCUCUGCAGAUGGAAGUGAUAUGAAGGUGAUGCAGAUUUCUCUCAAAGCACAUUGUUACUAAGUAUUUAGUUAUGACAUCAUCCUUGUUUCUAAUGAAAGUAAUAUUUAUUUGAGGAUUCCAUUGUCAAAUAGAGUUCCAUUAGACUCUUCACCUUUUUCUAGUUUAAUGGCACUGGGUUCUAACGAGAAGUUGUGAAGCAUUAUCGUAGUCUAGUGUAAAGCUGCUGAUGCUGACCAUUUUUGUGGGUUUUAUGCUGACUUGGUGACUUUGAUGCUGACCAGCUUUUCACCAAAACCGCAGCUAUUGGUGAAAAGCUGGAUUUUUGGAAUCCGUCCGUGUUUUCCCUUCCAGCUGAUGAGCUUGGUACCUCUCAUGAUUCACGAAUGGGAGGGGUACCAAUUGCUCAUGGAUGACAUCAUUGGCUUUUUGUCAUUUUGAGGAAGACUAACUACGGGACCUUCAGUAAACAUGGGAUGGCAUGUAGUUAGCAUGCAAGCAUAGACAAUUGUUGAUAAGCACAACUUAAUGCCUGUGACAUGAGGAUUUAUAUGGGGAACCAUCCAUCAUCUUCUGGAAUUUUUGGAACAAAGUGCCAUUGUUCCCAUAAACUGGAGGGGAGGAAAACGAACUUUGACAAUUGGUUGGUUGGUUGCUAGAAAAGAAUAAUCUAUUAAUAGCCGAUUUCCUGGGACUGGGAUUGGAAGGAGAGCUUAAGGAUAACAUGAUGUCGGGAGGAAGCACCUGCACCAAUACAGAAAUAGAAUAUUGGGAGAAAUAUGUUAGUUUAUAGUUUAAAACGGAACAUUUGAAGUUUUAUCCCAUUUUUCUUAUCAUUUUAUUAUUCUUACUUGGAUGAUGAUAAAAUUAGUUGCCGGUGAUUGAUCUUUCUACUGUUGACUGUUAUUCCUCUUUAUCAAUCCCUCUUAUAGUCACAUUAUCUAUACAAACAUUUCAUGCAGACUGAAAAAUGUGGAUCAGGCAUUAUUGCAAAUGAAGAUAUAAAGCAAGGAGAAUUUGUUAUUGAAUAUGUGGGUGAAGGUGAUCUCGUAAAUAUUUGACACGCAUUUAAUACUUUAUUGUAAUUUGCUUGAAUAUUAAGCUUGUAAAACACUCUUGCAGUUAUUGACGAUAAAACCUGUGAGGAUCGACUUUGGCAAAUGAAGCACCGUGGAGAAACAAACUUUUAUCUCUGUGAGAUUAAUCGUGAUAUGGUGAUUGAUGCAACUUUCAAAGGAAACAAGUCAAGAUAUAUAAAUCAUAGUUGCAAACCCAACACUGAAAUGCAGAAGUGGUCCCCACUAAACUCUUUUUUUCUUUCAUUCUAUAACUCGUUUUCUAGCUUGGUACUAGACAUUUUUCACAAUACCUGAAAGAGUAACUUGCUUGUCUUCGUACUGGUCCAGAUUGUCAGUCAAAUAGUAUUCAUUGAUACUCCAGUGUAUGCCUCCUAUGUAUGUUGACAUAUGCUGCCAAGCUGUGCUCAUCAUAUUGAUAGCAUCAUCUGUUCAAGUUUUAUUGAAUGGCUGUGUCUUUUGGUUUCACGUGGUAUGAGGUAUUGAAUAAAAAUUUUAAGCUGUUAUGAACGUGUCUAAUUAUUUUAAAGAGGUCUGCAUAUUGUAAGUAUUAUUGAGUUUUUUCUCGUAUUUGUGAGAGCUAGAAAAACAAUGAAUUUUCUUAGUGUGCUCCUGAAUGGUAUUGGGUAACUUCAAGUAAUAUAAUCGUCUACAAUAUAGACCUGCCAUCCAUGCAUAUCAUGAUAUUUAUUAUACAUGAGCUUCAUGUUCCAUUAACAGAUUUAUGUACGACUUUUCGUGUACCUCAAUGAGAUUGACUUGUCUUUGCCUAUCUCAUACAUUCAGAUGGUAUUGCCUUGGAACCAUUCAUACAUCCAGAUUCCAUUGCACGAUGUCUUUAAAUAUCUAAUAAAACCUUUACAUUUGCCAUGAAAUUCCUUUCGGGAUUAGCCUUUCCAAUAAUGACUAUUUUGUCCAGUCAACAAUCCUGAUGGACGAAUAAGCUUUUUGCAGCAUAAUUAGGGACCAUACUUGAUAGUCCAAUAAUUUCCGAAUCCACCAAUGCUUGUUCGUAUCAUACCAUAUCAACGCAUAAUAAGUCAUCCUGUAUUGGCAAUCUCUUUCUUUGAUUAUCUUUGUCCAACUCAUUUUAUAGGAUAAUCAAUGGCGAAACUCGAAUUGGCAUAUUUGCAAUACGGAACAUUAAGAAGGGAGAGGAUCUUACAUACGACUAUCAGUAUGUUUUACUCAUUUGAAACUUGCUAAUGUUUCCCGCUUGUCUCUAUUGUUAUUACUUUGAUUAGGAUUUCAGUUCCUAAUGCUUCACUUGAUGAUCUUUCCCACACUAUUAUUUUCUCAUCUUUCUAUUUACUUUUGGAGACCUAUUAAAAUUCACAGGUUUGUUCAAUUCGGAGCAGACCAAGAUUGCCAUUGUGGUGCCAUAGGCUGUAGGAGGAAACUUGGUAACAAGCCAAGCAAGUUGAAACCAUCAUCUUCCGACGCUACUGUUCAGUUAGUUCAGCUUGGAGGAUUUCUCCGUGGGAAUGAUGUAAGUUGUCUGUUAGAGAAAUCAUCAUUGGGAACUUUUGCUUGUAACUAUUGGCGUCUCUUCUUGUUCUUUCCACUGGGUUGAGCGCUACUGUUCUUCAGACAUAGGAAUUUACUACUCAUUACUUGACACGUGGGUAUCGGGUGGUGAGGCCAGGACAGAGGCUGAUCGACUUUUCUUUCUGCAUGUUUUUGUAUUAGACUGCUUUACGUGAUAAAAAAAUAUAUAACAGAUUUUCUUAUUUGCUUUGUACAUGAAAACAACUUUAUCUGGUUCGUCUUCUCUUCUCAGUAAGCAUCCAUGGGAAAUUGUUUCCAGUCAGGAAAUUUUGUUUUCUUCAUAAACAUUCACUUUUUUUGUCCUGUUUGAUAUUGUCACUCCUAGAUAUUAUAUGAUUCCUCUAAAAGUUUGAAUCAGAUCAUGCCUUACAUGCUGAAAAUUUUCUAAACAAUAGAUAUUAGAGAACAUGCUAAUUCAUAUUGGUCCAUCCAUAUUUUAACUCAGUGUACGAGACCUAGUCUUUAAUCUUUGAAAGAGGUCCUCUAAAAUCGUGGACAAGAGACUCUUGGUUAUCCAUAAUUAUUUUUAUUCGGAGCUAUUCUACAACAUCUACCAGUCAUUUGCCAUGUCCAAAGGAGACGGUGUUGUAGUUUUCAUUUUAUUUGUUAAACGUGUGUCACAUUCAACUCACAUGCCGAACCUUUUUUGCUAGGGCUUGGUGAGUUGUACGUCGCAACUAGGUAAAUGCUUUCUUUUAACUGGAAAUAUUCUUUAAUUUACAGACGCGUUAAGAGUUUCUUAAUUAGCCACAGGAACGAAAAGUAGCCGAAUGCUUCAUAUUCUAAUUGUUAGCUGCAUGCUUUUGGCAGGGAAUUCACAUAUGUCGUCAUCCCAUGGUAUCCCUGCCCCCUUUCUGAACUGCAUUAACGCUGUCAUAAAAGUAUGGUGCUCGAGAAGUCGAAGGUACCAAAAAAUCCUUUGUUAAUAUUUAAAAGCAUGCAUUUAGUUUGGUUGCCAGCUUUUGUCACGAUCAUGAAUUGUUGAAUCUGGUGCGAUUGGGGAAGUAGUAUACGACCAAAAAUGCAUCUUUUUUCUCAGGAAGCAUUGUGGUGAGGCUACAUCUGCAUUUAUCCUGUUUCAAGAAAGAAAGGAAGAAAUGAACGACUUUUCUGAAAUCUCGGUUCCCAUGAAAUCAUAGGAUAACGGCUACAAAUCUGUUUCGUUGAACGUUUGAGAAUGAAACGCUGGUCAUGAUUAGCUUACUUUUGGGGCUAAAUAAAUAUCACAUGUAAGUUUGAUUGAGAGCUGGAUAAAUAUCGUGAAGACAAUCAGUGUACACUUUGGACAGUAAUGGGAUAAGGAGGCAGUGAAGGCCUAGGGGUGAGGCAGCAGGAGCUAGAGGAGGCUUUUUCUUCUAGAGUAAAACCCAGACUCAUAGACAGAGGAGGUGGAGGAUUACGAAUAGAAAGGAAGAAAAAGUUCUAAGAGAAGGAUGCGAAGAGGGGGGACAUUGUGAAACGUGAGCUAACGGAUCCUAACUACAAUAUUAAUGAUCCCUGAGGCUUAUAUCUUUGGCAAGCACUGUUGGUUGUUUGGGGAGAGAAUUUUGUGCAUUAAUGUGGCUGUAGGAAAACAGACUAGGUUCAACUGAUGAAAUGCUGACCAUGAUAAUCUAAGAUAAGAAUAAGGACGCUCUUGAGGAGACUAGCAAAAUAGAACAGAAGACAGCAUGAUGUUGAUCAGAUAAAGAUAGGAUACAGAUUUCGUCUUUUAAAAAAGCACAAAAGUGAGCCGAAGUGGCAGCAGAAUGUGGCAAUAGAGGUGUCUAGGAUGUUUGAAAGGAUCAAUCUGGUGACCACUGAGGAAGCUUCUGGCAAGCAUCUCGAAGGACCUGGAAGAUGACGAUAAUUGUAGAAGAAUCAAGUUGGAGAACGAAUGGUGUCUCCAGGCAAGGUCUUUGUGGAGGUCGGGCGGCUAAAGCCAUAUUUCAAGGAGCCGAAGAACCGAGAACGGGAAGUCAUGCCUAUUUAGUACUUAUUUUAGUUUCAGUAACUAUGAUAAUAGACAUGUAAAUGACGAAGAAUUCAUGGGAGAACUUCAACUUUAGGUGAAAGUUGGAUAAUAACUGUAGCUUAUGAUGAUCAUGCAUGUGGCAUAAGUAAAUAAGUGAUCUGGAGAUCUGAGCAUCCCCUAAAUUAGGUGAGGUUGAUUCAAGGAAUCAUGGAGAGAGCUCGUCGCCCUGAGGAAGUUUAUCAAACACAUUUUGCACUUAAUAUUCACGAGCACUUCACACUUGAAGAUUGCCUUCUGCCGUGUAAAGCCAUUCAAUGCUUUAAUCAGUGAUACCAAAUAAUUCCGGACUAACAGAAAAAUCAGCAAAACAACAGAUUUAACAAAUGAUGACAUUGUCUGAAUUUCUUCCUUCUCUUCACAGUUGAAGAAUCAUUGUCCAUCACAGAUUUCGUGGGUGCAUUGAUAAGGCUCUUGGCAGUACUAGAUGAGGGACCUGAAUGGGAAAUGGAGACCGGAGGUCUCUCAAUACUCCGGUGAUUAAGCCAUUAACAUAACCUCAAAACUUGCCCGUGAGCAUGCUGAUCUACACAAUAGCUAAACAUGUGUCCUUGGAAUAUCAAGAUUUGAUGGUAGUGGCGGCUCACCAACUGAAAAACAAUGCCAUGUGACGAAAUAUAUUUCGUGGGAUCAAAGCCUCUCGGAUGGAUGUUGACUCUGUUGAUUUUAUGUCUGUUUGUCAGUCAUGUUUGCUGGACUAUCAGUGGCUGGACCCAUUUACUUAACAUUAAUAUAUUGUACUGAUGAAAAUUAAGCUAAUCGUUGGCUUGCGAUGAAUGCAAUGGCUGAGAGACCUUUUCCAUUGUAUGAAGAAGACAGAAGGGAAGCGCGAGAGGGAGCAAGUCCAUGCCUGAAGGGAAGCCUGAGCUUUCAACAGUAGCUGGCAUGAGAGAACGGCGAGCUUUGAAUUCUGGAGGACUUGCUGACUCAGAAGAUCAAGAAACGAAGGUUGAAGAAAUCGAUUAGAUACCAGAUGACAGAUGUAGACCGUACAUUGCAAUUUUUAUUUACCCGAGUACAUGUGUAAAGCAGAGUUAAAUAUAGUACAUAUAAAGAUAAUAGGGAAGAUGCUCUUCUAUCAAUAACCUCCAUAAUAUUCUAUCUAAAAUGGUCGUGAGUAAAGUAUCAUAUCUAAGGUUUCGUUUUUCCUGGAUUUUAUCAUCAAUGGUGUGAAGUUGCUGUGAAGUCUACAAACAGAUGCCCAUUACUCAGUUCUCUUAUCCCAUUUUGUGACUGGACCUGGAAUGCAAUUGCUUGACAUUCUGUGGAUUCGUUGUCCCGUCUUUUGUAUGCUGGAUACGUUUAUGAUCAUAUAUGCUGGCCCUUUAUGUAUAUUUAGAUGCAUCAUUAUGCCGACAAUUGAAUUAGUUUCUGUUCGAUUCGUAAAACUUUCCUGUCAGUAACAAGGCACCAAAAUGUCUAGGUACUACGGAGGAGUGAUAUCAGAGUUUGACAGCCAGUCAAGGAAACAUACUGUAAGAGAUUUUUUUCUUUACAUGCGUACUUGGUAGCGUCUUGUGAUAAAUGUGGAAAUUACGUAUAUUAUGAUGCUUUGAUAGAUUUUGACGGAAGAUGGACAAUACAAAGCACUCGAUCUGUCUGUGGAAGAUUGGGAUCUUUUGUGA
Molecule: messenger RNA, 9168 nt
Organism: Spirodela intermedia
Lineage: Eukaryota; Viridiplantae; Streptophyta; Magnoliopsida; Alismatales; Araceae
Source: the annotation of a GenBank genome assembly